Messenger RNA from Lemur catta (Ring-tailed lemur), 2076 nucleotides. RefSeq names its product ephrin A1 (gene EFNA1). Gene Ontology annotation, cellular component: plasma membrane. The transcript has 4 exons. Gene Ontology annotation, molecular function: ephrin receptor binding. Gene Ontology annotation, biological process: axon guidance; ephrin receptor signaling pathway. Lineage: Eukaryota; Metazoa; Chordata; Mammalia; Primates; Lemuridae. The record is from RefSeq and is a predicted model, not a curated record. The coding region runs from base 491 to 1270 and encodes 259 amino acids.
GUGCGGGACAGAACAACCACGCACCCUGCGAGAUCCGCGCGCGGCGCAGCAAAGCCGGGUCUCGCGCCCGCGCGUCCGCAGACUCGCACGUGCGAGAAGGUUCCCUUCUCCCGCACGCGACUGCGCCCAGGGACACAAACCCACCACCCAGACGGGCCCACAGAGCUUCACGCAGACCGCAGGUGAGCAGCUUUGAGCAGAUUUGUGCGGACAGAGGAGCGCGCGACGCUCUCUCUCACCCCGCGGGCCUCCUCGCCUCCCCGGCCCGCCCCUCCUCCACCUCCCCAGCCCCCAAGCCCCCGGGCAGCCGCGCGCCGGGUGGGGCGGGGACGGGGCGGGGUGUCGGGUGGCGCCGGCCCAAAAGGCGGAGUCGCUGGGCGAAGGGGCCAGAGCUGUGCGCGCAGCGCUGACUGAGCCGUGGAGAAAGCCAGCGGGAACCCAGACCCCCAGGAGUCCCUCAUCCCCGCCCGGCCUGGCCAGGCCCCACGCUAUGGAGUUCCUCUGGGCCCCUCUCUUGGGUCUCUGCUGCAGUCUGGCCGCUGCUGAUCGCCACACCGUCUUCUGGAACAGUUCAAAUCCCAAGUUCUGGAAAGAGGACUACACGGUACAUGUGAGGCUGAAUGACUACCUGGACAUCAUCUGUCCGCAUUAUGAGGAUGACUCUGUGGCAGAGGCUGCCAUGGAGCGGUACACACUGUACCUGGUGGAGCGUGAGGAGUACCAGCUAUGCCAGCCCCAAUCCAAGGACCAGGUCCGCUGGCAGUGCAACCAGCCCAAUGCCAAACAUGGCCCAGAGAAGCUGUCUGAGAAGUUCCAGCGCUUCACACCUUUCACCCUAGGCAAGGAGUUCAAAGAAGGCCACAGCUACUACUACAUCUCCAAACCCAUCCAUCACCAAGAAGACCAGUGUUUGAGGUUGAAGGUGACUGUCAAUGGCAAAAUCAGUGAGUGUCAGGGCCCUGUGGGCCUCCCUCCUGCAUCUCUAUGCUGGGCCUGGUCUAGUGAUCUGGGAUGGUAUGGAAGUCCCACAGCCCAGCCCACUCAGCACUUGCACCCCUCUGCCUCCCUGGCACAAUGCCUGACCUACUGUUACUCUUGUGUUUCAGCUCACAGUCCUCAGCCCCAUGCCAAUUCGCAGGAGAAGAGACUUGCAGCAGAUGACCCGGAGGUGCAGGUUCUACAUAGCAUCGGUUAUAGUGCCGCCCCCCGCCUCUUCCCAUUUGCCUGGGCUGUGCUGCUCCUGCCACUUCUGUUGCUGCAAACCCCAUGAAAGUGUAUACCACACCUGGCCUUAAGGAUUGGAACUGGGCUGAGGGGACAGGAGCAGGCACCACACACGUGUCCUGGAGCCACUCCCAAAGCCCCAGCCCUGGGAACCACUCCCACCACAUGCACAAGCUGUCACCCAGCAGCCUCAAAACGGGUCAGUAUUAAGGAUUUGAACCCAAAGGAGGUCAACCAGCCUGGCAGUGCCAUCUCCACCUCCAUCUCAAAGGGAUGGAGAAAAAAAGUGGGGACAGUCUUUUCCCCACAAUUCCUGCCUUUAAGACAAAGAAACAAGCUGUGCAGACAUGGUCCCUUAAAAAAGGCACAGUGGGAGCCAAGCUGGAAGAGGCCUGGGGCCACAUGGAUGGACAGAGCUUGGAAAAGAUGCCCCUCCGAGAGCGAGCCAGGAUGUUCAGAUGAACUGAGUGAAGGAAAAGCAAGAAAAGUUUCCUGCUCCGAGCCAGGUACAGGAGAGGUAGCAUGCUUGGGCUGACCCAGCAUCUCCUGGCAAGACUUCCAUCUGUGGAGCUGCUGUAGAGAGGUUUGUACCCAGGCACUGCAUUCUCCCCCAUCCUGGGGCAGUGCUCCCCAGAGCUAUGCCAGCAGGGGGGCUGUGCCAACCUGUUCUUAGAGUGUAGCUGUAAGGGCAGUGCCCAUGUGUACAGUCUGCCUAGAGUGUAGCCUAAAGGGCAGGGCCCGUAUGUACAGUGUCUGUAUAUAAACUUGCUGUGUGUCUGUGCUGAUUUCUACAACUGGAGUUUUUUUUAUACAAUGUUCUUUGUCUCAAAAUAAAGUGUUUGUUUUUUUGGA